This is a messenger RNA of Cloeon dipterum, 734 nucleotides long. Its product is annotated as poly [ADP-ribose] polymerase tankyrase-like. Bases 7 to 651 code for a protein of 214 amino acids. The transcript has 4 exons. Gene Ontology annotation, cellular component: nucleus. Gene Ontology annotation, molecular function: NAD+-protein mono-ADP-ribosyltransferase activity; NAD+ poly-ADP-ribosyltransferase activity. The record is from RefSeq and is a predicted model, not a curated record. Lineage: Eukaryota; Metazoa; Arthropoda; Insecta; Ephemeroptera; Baetidae.
GCAAUCAUGACGAGCGAUAGUAGACAUUGGUACAACGGAAUUCAACUGGAGGAGCUGCGCAGGGGCCACAAUGACUUCAAUUAUGUCGAGGACAAAAUGCACAAAACCAUCGGACACAGCGACGUCACCGGCUAUAACAUUAAGAAGGUGUACCGAAUCAACAAUAAAUACACGUGGCCCCGGUACGUGAAGCGCAGGGAGGAAAUUUUCAAGGACCUCGGCAGGCAGCGCGUGGAGGAGCGAAGACUUUUCCACGGCUCGCCCAAGGCCGACGUCAUCGCCAAACAGGGAUUCGACCGGGGAUACGCCCAACAGUCCGGAAUGUUUGGAAAUGGUGUGUAUUUCGCGGAGCACUCGUCAAAAAGCAACAACUACUCGUUCGGUUGUGGACAGCCGUGUCCGACGCACAGCAGAAGCAAGUGCAGCGAGUGCGUCCGCAUGAUUCUCAUCUGCAAAGUGGCCCUGGGGAAGAAAUACGAAACUUCCUUGACGACCGUGAACUCGCUCCCCAGAGGAUACCACUCGGUUAAGGCCAAUGCGGGAAUACGCCUCCAAUUCCCCGAGUACGUUAUCUACAAUGAUGACCAGGUGUACCCCAGCUACCUGAUCGAGUACACGACCAACUACUCCGACUCGUGCACAAUUUCAUAAAAAAAUAACCAGAGUAAUUAAAUGAUUGUGAUUUGUCGAAGUAAUAUUAAUAAAUAUUCUAAAACAAUAUUUUUCUACAUGAA